AUGAGCGUGCCAUCUUCUGAAUUUACCUUUUCAGCAGGCUCACUGUCUACGGUGGUCUUCACGGCUUCAUCGUCAUCUCGAGACCGCAGUGACGAAGCGAGUGCUGCGUCAACCCCACAAUCUCCGAGACCAGCCCCUCUGCUCUUUCAAAACUUGACCCUCAACGAUUCCGCGGGCCAGAUGACUACUCCUCGAGCUAGGUCGCCAACUGCAUGGCUGAGCCCAGGUAGCUCACCUUCUACAUAUGCACAGCAGCAUAAUGCCACUCCGAGUCCGAGGCGGAACCUCGUAACCCGCUCUCGUGGCAGCCGAAACUCCGCGAGAAAUGGGUCCAUAUUGUCCAGCACAACCCAAGCCAGUUCAUAUACUGAUGCUAGGGAGGAGAGGGCCGAUUCCAUAUCCUCAGAUGAUGGUACAGAUAGAGUGCACAUCCCUGGAGCCUAUGUAUCCCAAAGUGGCCGUGGCGAAAGUCAUGCCUCGGGUAACGUUACAGACAGUGAGGGUGGAACAGAAAGCGAUCAAUACAGCGACAUGGAGGAAGAUACUGAGAACAUGACCAGUGAUAUUCGUGAAGAGCCACUCCCUGCCGCCCCAGUCUAUAAUCGUCGGCUUCAGGCUGGUCUGAAAGAAGUGAAAGCGCAGCUAGCUGGUCUGGCCGACAUGAUGGGACUAUCUGGGCUGAACCAAGACCAGUCUACUGAUUUGUAUUCUUUAUAUGAGCGGACGAAAAGAAUGAGCAUGUUUGAGUAUCCAGAAAGUCGGACCGUAGGAUUCAUCGGAGACUCCGGGGUUGGCAAAAGCUCUUUGAUAAACUCUUUACUUGAUCAGCAGAGUCUGGCACGUUCAAGUGGCGAGGGCGCGGCUUGCACCUGCGUUGUGACUGAAUUCCGACACGUGGAUAUCAAUCACACCGGGCCUUUCACUAUUGAAGCGCAAUUUAUGACUACGCAAGAAAUGAAAGAGCUGCUGGAGGAGCUUCUCUCGAGCUUCCGUGACUUCCAUAUCACUUCUUCCUUCCAGGAGCUGAAAUCGCAGGAAGAACAGCACAAGUGCCGCGAUUCGGCUGAUAGAGCCUGGGAAACAUUUCAAUCUUUGUUCAGCAACCAACCAAGAUUGACGAUGGAGUUUCUUUCCGAUGACUCUGAUGGGGCUGAAUCAACCCUUCUUGCGGAGUUAGAGCGAUGGGCGUAUGCCGGGUUAGCACUGCGACCUGGCGGGUCUGAUGCGCUUGAGUACUCUGCGAUUGCUGGUAACCUCAAAGAAUGCAAAGACACCCUUGACCUGUUGACUGCCAGUAGCAUGGGUGAUGGUAAACCUGCACUAUGGCCAUUUGUCAAAUUGAUCAGGGUAUAUCUCAGUUCCCCGAUUUUAAAAACCGGAUUAAUAUUGGCUGAUCUACCUGGGUUCAGCGAUCUUAACUUUGCGAGGGUACGAGCGACCGAACGGUACCUUGCUCAUAGUUGUGACGAAGUCUUUGUCGUGGCGGAUAUCGCUCGCGCUAGUACAAAUCCAUCAAUACAAGACGUCAUGCGAAGGUGCAGACCUAGCCAACCGCGGCGAGUGAUUUUAUCAAAGUCGGAGGUUAUAUCGCCCGAAGAAUCUGCGCGUGGAAACACACCAGAUGCUCUUCAGGUAAGGCGAAUGAACACAGAUAUCCAGGCUAUUCAGAAACAAAUUCAACAGGCUGAGUUGCGUCUACGAAAAGCGCGCGGAGCAAGACGAGCAGAACUCGCGCUCAAGGGAUAUGAUCUACGAGAAAAGGAGGGCGAGUUGAAUUUCCGCAUUGAAAAUUUUCUCAUCAAUCGGCGAAAUUCCCUAGUAUCACAAGAACUUAUUAGAAGGCACGCAGAUAUCAGAGUUUUUUCUAUCAGUAAUACGCUCUACUCCAAAUACCGCUCUGGUGGGAAGACCCAGGCGGAUGCAUACGUUGAUCUUUCAGGAAUUCGCGAGCUGCGCCGUUACUGCCAAUUGGUACCCGCAGAAAGUCAAAUGCGUUCAACAUCCGCGUUCCUGGAACACCAAGUGCCAGCUUUGUUGGGAUCUAUACGUCAGUGGGCAUUGUCGGGAACGGAUUCGGUUACGGCUGAAAGAUCCGCUAUCCUGCGACGUGUUUUGGAAAACGCACGAGAGGCUCUUCGCCGGGAAUUUAUUUCUUCUCGAUCACAUGUUCGGAUCGCGCGUCAGGCGUUAGAUGAUUUAUUCAGUGCAUCCAUUACUGAAGUUAUUCAAAAUUCUCGACGUCGCUGGAAAGCCGAGAGUAUUCAAAUCAGCCUGCAAUGGGAAGGGUGGGCCCAUGGCACUUAUACUGCCUUCUGUCGCAAAUUUGGGGAAUACUCAACCGGAAAGCAGCCUUAUCGUUGCUGGAAUAAUGAGCUAGUCCAGCCAGCUCGUGAUGGGCUAGAUCUGCAAUGGGAGAACAUACUGGAUUGGCUACAAGCCCAGAUGGGGACAUUGGUGGGAGAAACCCGCCUUACUUUUGAAAGAUUGCGAGCAGAGAUCGAGGCGCAUAUUGAACUUGCGCCCUACGCCCUCGAAAACCUGCAACAAAGCAUGAGGUCCAGGCAAGAGUGCAUUGAGGAUCAUAUCCGAGACUCUUUCCAGAAGAUUAUUGAAAGAUUUGAACUCACAAAGCGGGACAUGCUGUAUGGCCAUGCCAGCUCGUUUAUCUCAGGCCUGAUGCGACCCGCUUAUGCCGCCAUCAACCAAGAGCGAGGAACUGGAAGUGACCUCCGCCGGAAAAAUCUCAUGAAUGACCAUCUGACGCAUUCGAGGCUGUUUGUCAAAUUCUCUAACUUAGCCCACAGCGAGUACACGGAAGUUGUGACUGACUGUUUCAAUGAUUUGGAAACCAGCAUAAGCGAGCAGAUAGAGAGUAUGGUGAGAGAUUUCCAUGCGGUUGUUACAGUCGAAGGUCAAGUCUCGGAGGCGGAACAGGCGCCUGAAUUGGCGCAUGGGCUCAGAUCCCGUUUUGCCAGAACAGAAGAGAUCCUGCAGAGUACGCAGGAUGUUUUACGAGAGCUCAAUUAG
Molecule: messenger RNA, 3027 nt
Organism: Penicillium vulpinum
Lineage: Eukaryota; Fungi; Ascomycota; Eurotiomycetes; Eurotiales; Aspergillaceae
Exons: 14
Coding region: 1-3027 (1008 amino acids)
Source: RefSeq, a predicted model, not a curated record